AUGACACCACGCCUGAUUGAGGCCUUUUUUUUGCACAUGAUUUUACGAUGUGACGGUGAUGAAAGUUCAUCGGAGAGUGGACACGGCUGCAGUCAGGAUACCGUAAUGGACGAAGGCUCUUCGGAGAGCACCGUUAAACGGGAUGAAAGUGAAUCGCCGAGCCCAGAACCUGUUGAUCCUGUUGAUGAAGAGGAACAAGAAGAAAAGCCGGACCCGAUCAAAGAUGAAAUAGAAAGAGAAGAGAAGGAAAAAUCAGAGGAAGAAGAGCGUCUAGUUGAAGGUGGCUUUGGCCUUGCUGGUCUUCCGAAGGGUGCAGAGAACUUGUCUUCUCGGGAACGCCAUCUUUUAAGGUCUGUUCCUAUUUUAUUCACCAAAUAUUUGUUCGCUCUAACAAAUAGAUUCACAAGACAGCAUGAGCUUUUUCUGACACGACAAGUGGAGUCACUUCCUGCAGCACAUAUCCGCGGAAAAUGCACCGACUCAUUCUUUUAUUCACUGGUGUAUGACCCUGAGGCAAGGACGAUGUUAGCGGACAAAGGUGAGAUAAGAGUUGGCGAGAAGUACCAGUGCGUUGUACCAGAUGAUAUGGCCGAAGAUGCGCUUGCUGAUGAUAACAGAGAAAACGGCGACUCCAUUGGUCUGGUUAUUGAUGAAGGCGAAGAAGAGCAGCCGGAACCAACGGAGCGUGAAACUCUCGUUUAUCAUCCAUAUCAUGCCUUGUCGGACCGUGACAUCGACCAGUUCCUGAUAGUAGCGAGAGCUGUUGGGACAUUUUCACGGGCGCUGGAUACGUCAUCAUCAAUGAAGCUACCAUCUCUUCAUAUGACUGCUGCAGCUGCCAGUCGUGAUGUGACGCUUUUCCAUGCGAUGGCUUUGUUGCACCAAGCAAAUUAUGAUAUUGGCCAGGCAGUGAGAUACUUGGUGCCACCGCCAAGCAAGCAGCACUAUCCACUGGAUGCUGAUAAGACAACACUGCACAAUACAGUGAGCUUGGGUGGUCCGGUGCUGUGUCGUGAUCAAAUAGAAGAGUGGUCAGCUGCGGAAGCAAAUCUUUUCGAAGAAGCAAUCGAAAAGUAUGGGAAAGACUUCAGCGAUGUUCGCGCCGAUUAUUUGCCGUGGAAGUCGAUUCGUGACAUUGUCGAGUACUAUUACAUGUGGAAAACAACAAAUCGUUAUGUGGAGGUGAAGAAAUCCAAGACAGUAGAGCAGGAAAGUAAACUAAAACAGGUAUACAUACCGAACUACAAUAAACCGAAUCCGAAUCUUGUUGGGCCACCAAAUCCGAGCGGGCAACCGAUGAAGGGCACUUCUGCUUGUGAAAGCUGUCAGAUGGAAGAAUCUCCACAGUGGUACGCAUGGGGUCCGGCAUAUCUGCAGUUACGAUUGUGUGGCACUUGCUGGACGCAGUGGAAGAAAUUUGGCGGACUUAAAAGAGUCCAUCAGUACGGUCAGUUGCAUGCUGUGCUUCUUCUACGUUAA
Gongylonema pulchrum is the source of this 1479-nucleotide messenger RNA. The record is from the annotation of a GenBank genome assembly. Lineage: Eukaryota; Metazoa; Nematoda; Chromadorea; Rhabditida; Gongylonematidae.